AUGAAAACAAGUCAAAUAAGAAGACUCUGCAAUUACCCAAAGCAUAAAAUAGGUCUACCCAAGGCCCUUUGGAUCUCAACCACACCAGAAGUAUAUAACAACACUCUGAAAUGGCCUGAUUAUUUAAACCUUGGUAGUAAAAAUCAACCAAGGAACAUUUGUGACGACCGGACCCCAAAAUUACAUAGACUUGUUUACAGAGCGCGAUCUUUUCCAGUCGCGAAACUAUGUGUCCCUUUAUUCAAUAGAAAUAGCCCUAAUGUCAAUCCACUUGUAAAAAUGCGAUGUCAUGAACAUAUUUGA
Brugia pahangi is the source of this 303-nucleotide messenger RNA. The record is from the annotation of a GenBank genome assembly. NCBI's taxonomy places the organism in Eukaryota, Metazoa, Nematoda, Chromadorea, Rhabditida, Onchocercidae.